Malania oleifera is the source of this 2430-nucleotide messenger RNA. RefSeq names its product transmembrane 9 superfamily member 7. NCBI's taxonomy places the organism in Eukaryota, Viridiplantae, Streptophyta, Magnoliopsida, Santalales, Ximeniaceae. The record is from RefSeq and is a predicted model, not a curated record. Gene Ontology annotation, cellular component: membrane. The transcript has 7 exons. The coding region runs from base 234 to 2156 and encodes 640 amino acids. Gene Ontology annotation, biological process: protein localization to membrane.
ACAAUCCCUGGUUUGAGUAGCCCCUCUUACCAAACACCCAUACAUUGCAAUUGGCAAAUGAACGGAACAAUCCCCGAUGAACAAACCCCACUGAAAGCAGCAAAUGUCAAGCUCCGAAACAUCGCCCUUUUCCAUUGUCUUCCUUAACUGAGAUCCCUCUCUUCUUCUUCUUCUUCUUCUUGUAUCCCAAAUAUCUCUCUCUCUCUCUCUCUCUCUCUCUCUCUGGGGGGAAGAUGGGUAGCAGCGGAAGAAGCUUCAGUGGAUUCAGAAUCCUCUUCUGCUGUCUCCUUUUGGUCUCCAGUGUGCACUCCUUCUACCUACCUGGCGUCGCUCCUCGCGAUUUCCAAACGGGCGAUCUCCUCUCUGUCAAAGUGAACAAGCUGUCAUCUAUAAAAACACAACUUCCAUAUGACUACUAUUUCUUGAAAUAUUGUAAGCCCAAGAAGAUUGUUAACAAUGCUGAAAAUCUGGGUGAGGUUCUUCGUGGUGACCGUAUUGAGAAUUCAGUUUACACUUUUCCUAUGGGACAUGAACAGUCAUGCAAAGUGGCCUGCCGGCAAAAGAUUGGUUCUGAAUCUGCAAAGAAUUUUAAGGAAAAAAUUGAUGAUGAAUAUCGAGUUAACAUGAUUAUGGAUAACCUCCCAGUUGCAGUUCUUAGACAAAGGAGGGACGGGAGUCAGUUAACAACUUACGAACAUGGUUUCCGUGUUGGUUUCAAGGGCAAUUAUGCUGGGAGCAAAGAGGAGAAGUAUUUUAUCAAUAACCACUUAAGCUUUAGAGUCAAGUACCACAAGGAUCCUGUGACUGACUCUGCUAGAAUUGUCGGGUUUGAGGUUACUCCGAACAGUAUUCAUCACGAGUACAAGGAGUGGAAUGAGGAGAACACUCAGUUGACAACUUGCAAUUCGGACACCAAAAAUUUAAUUCAAGGUAGCACUGUUCCUCAGGAAGUGGACACAGAUAAGGAGGUUGUAUUUACUUAUGAUGUUUCUUUCAAGUUAAGUGAUAUCAAAUGGGCAUCACGGUGGGACACAUACCUUCUCAUGAAUGAUGAUCAGAUCCACUGGUUCUCCAUUAUUAACUCGCUGAUGAUCGUCCUUUUCCUGUCUGGCAUGGUGGCUAUGAUCAUGAUGAGAACUCUAUACCGAGAUAUAGCCAACUAUAAUCAACUAGAGACUCAAGAUGAAGCUCAGGAAGAAACUGGAUGGAAGCUUGUUCAUGGGGAUGUGUUUAGGGCACCCAUCAAUUCUGGUUUACUGUGUGUUUAUCUUGGGACAGGUGUUCAGAUAUUUGGAAUGACUCUUGUUACAAUGAUCUUUGCAUUGUUGGGUUUCUUAUCACCUUCUAAUCGGGGGGGACUUAUGACUGCAAUGGUUCUCUUGUGGGUCUUUAUGGGCUUAUUUGCUGGUUACUCCUCAGCUCGGUUAUACAAAAUGUUCAGGGGCACAGAGUGGAAGAGGAAUACCUUGAAAACUGCAGUUAUGUUUCCGGGUAUUCUCUUUGCCAUAUUCUUUGUGCUUAAUGCUUUAAUUUGGGGUGAGCAAUCUUCUGGUGCAGUGCCCUUUGGGACCAUGUUUGCUCUUGUAUGCUUAUGGUUUGGCAUCUCAGUGCCAUUGGUGUUCGUGGGUAGUUACCUGGGUUUUAAGAAACCAGCCAUUGAAGACCCGGUAAAGACUAAUAAAAUCCCAAGGCAGAUACCGGAGCAGGCAUGGUACAUGAAACCGGUCUUCUCCAUACUCAUUGGAGGCAUUUUACCAUUUGGGGCGGUUUUCAUUGAACUCUUCUUCAUCUUGACGUCAAUCUGGCUGAAUCAGUUCUAUUACAUCUUUGGCUUCCUUUUCAUAGUCUUCGUCAUCCUAUUAAUCACUUGUGCCGAGAUAACGAUUGUGCUAUGCUACUUCCAGUUGUGCAGUGAGGAUUAUCAUUGGUGGUGGAGAGCUUACCUGACUGCUGGUUCCUCUGCUUUGUACCUUUUCCUCUACUCAGUUUUCUACUUCUUUACCAAGUUGGAGAUUACUAAGCUGGUCUCUGGCAUCCUGUACUUUGGCUAUAUGUCGAUUGUGUCGUAUGCUUUCUUUGUCUUGACGGGGACGAUUGGCUUCUAUGCAUGCUUCUGGUUUGUUCGGAAGAUAUACUCUUCGGUGAAAAUUGAUUGAAGCCCCAAGAAGGCAAGAAGGCAAAAUGGUGUGUGUCAGCUUUUGCAGCUCCCACAUUAUAGAGAGUAGACUUAGAAAGUUUUUCAUUCCCAGCCACUACAAAACUCAAAUUCGAUUUGCUGAUGGUAGCAUGGGGUUUGGCCUUGUACUCUUUUUUGCUUUUUAAAAAUAAUUUUCUUUUUUGCCCUGUAAUUCUCACUAAAUGUACUCUGGGACCCCGUAGUUCUGCACAAGAAUUAUAAUUAGUGAUGUGAAAUGUGUUGAUAUUUCCUGA